This is a messenger RNA of Hippopotamus amphibius kiboko, 1559 nucleotides long. It is a transcript of the gene FUT4, whose product is annotated as fucosyltransferase 4. Gene Ontology annotation, molecular function: alpha-(1->3)-fucosyltransferase activity. The transcript has a single exon. Gene Ontology annotation, cellular component: membrane. Lineage: Eukaryota; Metazoa; Chordata; Mammalia; Artiodactyla; Hippopotamidae. The coding region runs from base 230 to 1549 and encodes 439 amino acids. The record is from RefSeq and is a predicted model, not a curated record.
GCGUGGGCGGAGGUGUCGCAGGAGGCGCCCGGGGCCUGGCCGCGCGGGCCGGGCCGGGGGCGCGGUGGAGGGGAGGGACGCGGCGGCGCCGGCCUGGGCCGCCGGGUCCGCUCCCCUCGCCCUGGAGCCUCACCGGGCGGGGAGCGGUGGGGAGGAGUGCGGGACUCGCGGGCCUUCAGAAGCCGGGACCGCCCUCUCCCGCUCCAGGGCGGGCAGCGAGCAGCAGCAGAUGCCGGAGCCUCAGUGGCAGCAUGAGAGCGGGCGCCGGCGCUCCACGCUUGCGGCCGCACGGCGGGCGGCGGCGGCGGCUCUCCCAGCGCUCUCCAUGGGCGCGCAGUGGGGCCGGCAGAGCGCAAGGCGCGGAGGCCUGGGGCUCUCCAUGGCCCACUUGGCGCUGUUGGCCGCCACCCUGGUGUGCGUGGCCGUGGUCGUCUAUGUUUGUUGGAAGCAGCUGCCGCCGCUGCCCUGGGCCGCCUCCGUCCCGCCGCUGCCCCGGACCACUUCCGCCCCACCGCGGCCGGUGAGCGUGCUGCUGUGGUGGGAGCCCUUCAGGGGCCGGCACAACGCCUCCCGGCCGCCCCCCGACUGCCGGCUGCGCUUCAACAUCAGCGGCUGCCGCCUGCUCACUGAUCGCGCGGCGUACGGGGAGGCCCAGGCGGUGCUUUUUCACCACCGAGACCUGGUGAAGGGGUCCCCGGACUGGCCCCCGCCCUGGGGCGUCCAGGUGCGCCCGGCGGAGGAGCAGCAGGUGCUGGUGAUGGACGACGAGGAGGAAGCCGCGGAGACCCAAGCCCUGGCUGCCUCUGGCCCUAGGCCCCCGGGCCAGCGCUGGGUGUGGAUGAACUUCGAGUCGCCCACCCACUCCCCGGGGCUGCAGAGCCUGGCAGGUAACCUCUUCAACUGGACGCUCUCCUACCGGGCCGACUCCGACAUCUUCGUGCCUUAUGGCUACCUCUACCCCAGGUCCCAUCCCAGGGAGCAGCCGCUGGGUCUGGUCCCGCCGCUGGCCCGGAAACAAGGGCUGGUGGCCUGGGUGGUGAGCAACUGGGACGAGCGCCAGGCGCGGGUCCGCUACUACCGCCAGCUGAGCCAGUACGUGACCGUGGACGUCUUCGGCAAGGGCGGGCCUGGGCAGCCGCUUCCAGAAGCUGGGCUCCUGCACACGGUGGCCCGCUACAAGUUCUAUCUGGCCUUCGAGAACUCGCAGCACCAGGAUUAUAUCACCGAGAAGCUGUGGCGCAACGCCUUCCUGGCCGGGUCGGUGCCCGUGGUGCUGGGCCCUAACCGUGCCAAUUAUGAGCGCUUCGUGCCCCGCAGUGCCUUCAUCCAUGUGGACGACUUCCCUGAUGCCUCCUCCCUGGCCGCCCACCUGCAAUUCCUCAACCGAAACCCAGCUGUCUAUCGCCGCUACUUCAACUGGCGCCGGAGCUACGCUGUGCACGUCACCUCCUUCUGGGACGAGCCUUGGUGCCGGGCCUGCCAGGCUGUGCAGAUGGCUGGGGACCAGCCCAAGAGCGUCCCCAACUUGGCUGGCUGGUUUGAGCGGUGAAGACACCCUU